Heteronotia binoei (common prickly gecko) is the source of this 1275-nucleotide messenger RNA. RefSeq names its product tubulin polymerization promoting protein (gene TPPP). The transcript has 3 exons. Bases 1 to 657 code for a protein of 218 amino acids. Lineage: Eukaryota; Metazoa; Chordata; Lepidosauria; Squamata; Gekkonidae. Gene Ontology annotation, molecular function: tubulin binding. Gene Ontology annotation, cellular component: microtubule. The record is from RefSeq and is a predicted model, not a curated record. Gene Ontology annotation, biological process: microtubule bundle formation; microtubule polymerization; positive regulation of protein polymerization.
AUGGCUGACAAUACCAGUAGGCCAGCCAAACCCGCCAGCCGAACCCCUCCCAAGUCUCCGGCAGACCCCGCCAGAGAGAAACUGGCCAAGCGCUUGUCCUGCGACUCCAACAGCUCCCUCGAGGGGGCUGCCGGCCGCGAGCUCAGCGCUCUGGAGGAGGCCUUCAAGAAGUUCGCCAUCCACGGAGACACGAGAGCCACGGGGAAGGAGAUGCACGGGAAGAACUGGUCCAAGCUGUGUAAGGACUGCCACGUGAUCGACGGCAAGAACGUGACUCUCACGGACGUGGACAUUGUCUUCAGCAAGAUCAAGGGCAAAUCCAGGACAAUUACUUUCGAUCAGUUUAAGGAAGCACUUCAGGAACUCUCCAAGAAACGGUUUAAAGAGAAGAGCAACGAAGAAGCGGUGCAGGAAAUGCACAAGCUCGUUGAAGGGAAAGCACCGGUCAUAUCUGGAGUCACGAAAGCCGUUUCAUCUCCGACUGUCUCCCGACUUACCGACACAACCCGCUUCACCGGUUCUCACAAAGAGCGGUUUGACCCCACUGGGAAAGGGAAGGGCAAGGCUGGUCGGGAAGAUCUGGUCGACACCUCCGGCUACGUCUCGGGGUACAAGCACGCGGGCACGUACAGCCAGAAGGUCCAGGGAAGCAAGUAAGCAUUGGAGUCGGGGAGAGAGAGAGCGGCUGCACCCGGGAUGGUCACCUAGAUGAGCCCCUGCGCGUUGAGUCGGAAGGGACUGUCGGACAGCUUGCAUUUGCAGGGGACCCAACUGAUCAUCAACAUCUACUGAGACUCUUGCAGCGACGCACCACUUCGUUACAUUCCUUGUGCUUGUGUGAGUAAAGGAAAGGGCACGGCGAGGAACGGCGCUGAUGUCGCUCGGCGAGAAACCGGACCCAAGGCUUUCAUACCAUGCCUCGCUCAUGCCGGUAGCAGAUCGCAAACAUUCCUCUAUGCCUCAUUUCUCUGUCCUGCUCUUUUGGCCACCGUGUCAAACCUCUCUCCCAUAAAUGGCAAAAAAGGAACGGAGGCUUUUAGUCCAAGCUACACCUGCCAGCAGCUUUUCCGGGAAGCACCCAAACCACUCCAUUUGAUUAUUUAUUGUUCAGCGAUGUGUAUUAUGGGGGGGGGGGGGGGGGGGAAUUCUACCAUCGGAGAUGGAAAUUCAGCCUUCUAUGAAACAGCUUGUUGGUUUUUUUUAAAGGUGCUAUUCUAGAAAAAAGUGUGUCCAUCCCGUUUGAGAACAAGAGCACCCAGCUGCCAAGUGUGUGUA